UCCUCUGAGGAGCCUUCACUGUUGCACACCUACUUGAGCAUCGUAGUCAAGUUGGUCUCCCUUGUUUGCGUUUGGUGGAGUUUAAACUGAACUACAGGGAAGGAAAGAUCAUCAGUCUCUGUGAGAAAUAGACUUAUACAUACGGAUAAAACUCUCUUUUCACAACUAACAUUUUGGAUUCACGCUGGUGCAUUGGGCACGCGUCACCAUGGACAGCGCUUUUGACAACCUGGAUGCUACAGGCUUCCUACACAUAUGGCAACAUUUCGAUGUUGACAAUAAUGGUUAUAUUGAAGGAAAGGAGUUGGACAACUUUUUCAGACACAUGAUGAAAAAACUUGGGAUGAGUGAUGAAAUAACAGAUGACAAAGUUGGAAGAAUGAAAGAAAGGUUCAUGUCAGCUUAUGACACCACAGCUGAUGGUCGCCUGCAAAUCCAAGAGUUGGCCACCAUGAUGCUACCGGAGGAGGAGAACUUCCUACUACUGUUCCACAGAGAGACGCCAUUGGACAACAGUGUGGAGUUCAUGAGGAUCUGGAGAAACUAUGACACUGACAGCAGUGGAUACAUAUCAGCUAUAGAACUCAAGGGUUUCCUGCAGGACCUGUUCCUCCAGCACAAAAAGACCAUAUCCCCCAACAAACUGGAGGAGUACACCAACACCAUGAUGGAGAUGUUUGACAAAAACAACGAUGGCAGGCUGGAUUUGAAUGACCUAGCCAGAAUCUUAGCUCUAAAAGAGAACUUCUUGCUGAAGUUUGACAUGAAUGCUUGCAGUCAAGAGGACCGGAAGAGGGACUUUGAGAAGAUAUUUGCUCACUAUGAUGUGAGUAAGACGGGUGCUUUGGAGGGUCCGGAGGUGGACGGCUUUGUCAAAGACAUGAUGGAACUGGUCAAACCUAUCAUUAGUGGAACAGACCUGGACAAGUUCCGCAAGCUGCUCCUGGGUCACUGUGACAUGAAUGGUGAUGGAAAGAUCCAGAAGAAUGAACUGGCACUGUGCCUCGGCCUGAAAUACUCCAGUUAAUAGUCCUCCACGGGAAGAAUGACAGACAUUUUCAUUGCCCUAGUUAGCACCACAGGCUAACCGCUAACUCACUGAUAGCAUGUCGCAAUGCCAUAGCUAAUACCUUUUGGACAACCCAAGAGCAUUGCAUGAUGGCUGGUUGAAAGGAAGUUGUUGCAUAGAGUAGACCCAUUGGGGAAUUGGUUUUGUGAUCCUUCAUUUUGUUUGACUGUAUCUGUUUUGAUGACAAUUAUGAUUAGCUUUGAGAGUGUUGUGUGUGUGUGAUCCAUGCACGUUGCA
Messenger RNA from Oncorhynchus tshawytscha (Chinook salmon), 1306 nucleotides. Its product is annotated as secretagogin. The coding region runs from base 209 to 1027 and encodes 272 amino acids. Gene Ontology annotation, cellular component: cytosol; dendrite; nucleus. The transcript has 11 exons. Gene Ontology annotation, biological process: regulation of presynaptic cytosolic calcium ion concentration; regulation of long-term synaptic potentiation. The record is from RefSeq and is a predicted model, not a curated record. Lineage: Eukaryota; Metazoa; Chordata; Actinopteri; Salmoniformes; Salmonidae. Gene Ontology annotation, molecular function: calcium ion binding.